Messenger RNA from Danio rerio (zebrafish), 753 nucleotides. It is a transcript of the gene rspo2, whose product is annotated as R-spondin 2. The record is from RefSeq and is marked provisional. Gene Ontology annotation, biological process: negative regulation of BMP signaling pathway. Lineage: Eukaryota; Metazoa; Chordata; Actinopteri; Cypriniformes; Danionidae. Gene Ontology annotation, molecular function: BMP receptor binding. Gene Ontology annotation, cellular component: extracellular region.
AUGCAGUUUCGCCUGUUCUCAUUUGCGCUGAUUGUGUUGAACUGUGUGGACUACAGCCACUGUCAGACGCAGCAGUCCCACCGCUGGAGAAGAAACAAAAGAGCUAGCUAUGGAGCUUACCCCAUCUGUAAAGGCUGCUCGGUGUGUUCCAAGGACAACGGGUGCAUGAACUGUCAGCCCAAGCUCUUCCUGUUCCUGAGGAGGGAGAGGAUGAGGCAGUACGGCGAAUGUCUUCACGCCUGUCCGUCAGGCUACUACGGCAUGCGAGGGACAGAGAUCAACAUGUGCUCCAGGUGCAGGAUAGAUGAUUGUGAGGCCUGCUUCAGCAAAGACUUCUGCACAAAGUGCAAGCUUGGUUUUUACUUGCACAAGGGUCGUUGCUUUGAAAAGUGUCCGGAGGGCUUUGCUCCCCUAGAAGACACCAUGGAGUGUGGAGAGGGUUGUGAAGUGGGCCAGUGGAGUGAAUGGGGGACCUGCGCCAGAAGAAACAAAACCUGUGGUUUCAAGUGGGGUCUGGAAACCAGAACAAGGCAUAUUGUGAAGAAGCCACCAAAGGACACAAUACCAUGUCCAACCAUCGCUGAAUCUAGGAGGUGCAAGAUGGCAAUGCGACACUGCAGAAAAGGAGGUUCGGGGAAAGGCCACCGGACCAAAGACCAGAAGAAAAAAUCCAACAAGCAGAGGCUGCGCUUGCGGGCUCAGAACCAACACAGCGACCACCUCGCCUCCAUUCGGGCAGGCCAGUAAAAAAUA